AUUAGCUUAUGGGCAUCUAGGAUUUGAUAUCCCAAUGGUUGUGGAUGCUUGGGGAAAAUAUAGCUGGUCAAUUUUUUUAUUUUGAGUGUCGGUAACGGGAUGUAAAACUUGGAUCGAUUCUAUAAUUUUGGGCUUUUGCUAAAUUUUACUUCAGGAGCAUAAUUUUUUUGGCUUUAAAUACAGUGGAAACGAGAUGGGUUAAAGUUCAUUUGGUGUUUCAUAUGCCAAAUAUUCUUCAUGUUUUCAAGUGAAUUCGAAUGCUCUUAAGGGAAAAACUUUAAUUUAGCAAGACAUAUGCUUAGGAUUCUGUAUGAGUUGCUGGUUAGAGUUAUUGUUACUUUUCUGGCAGGGAGUCCCUUCUCUCUCUCUCUCUCUCUCCCCUUCUUCUUCUUCUUCUUUUUUCCUAUUGUGGCGAAUCACUGUAAAGGAUGGAUUUAUGAUAUAUGAUGCUAUUGAAUACUUAACAAAAUCAAACCUAUUUCAUUCCUGUGAUUAAUUAACUUGGACAUAUUUUAGGACUACUCACUCUUUGAUGUAUCGUUGCAGUUUGGACUUUAGAAAUAGAAUACAUGGGCUAGAGAGGUUUUCCAACUCCAAUCAUGGAUACUAAUUCACUUGCUCCCCCUAAGGAUCAAAAAGAAAAAUCGAGUAUUCCUAUUGAGGUUGCUAAUGUAGAGAAACAGUUGUUGACAUCGAUCCAUACCAAAGGUAUAUUGCACUCUGAUGUUCAAGCCUUGUACAAAAACGUUUGUGCUAGUUAUGAGAAAACCAUCCUUAGUGACCGUGAAGUGGCGGAACUUCAAGAUGUUGAAUACUCUUUAUGGAAGCUUCACUAUAGGCAUAUUGAUGAAUUUCGUAAAAGAAUAAAGAAAAGCUCUGUUAAUGAAGAGGCUAACAAAUCUAUGGCAACACAAAGUGGAGCUGCUGUACAGAGAAGCAAUGACAAUCCUGUAGAAGGGUUUAAGUUAUUUCUCUUAGAAGCAACUAGAUUUUAUCAGAAUUUGAUCAUAAAAAUUAAAAGAUAUUAUGGGCUCCCAGAAGACUUUUUGUUCUGUAGAAGAGGUGGAAAUUCUGCUUCUGUUGAACCCAAAAAAAUGCAGAAAUUGCAAUUCUUAUGCCAUAGAUUUCUAGUUUGUCUUGGGGAUCUUGCUAGAUACCGAGAGCAAUGUGAAAAGUCAGACAUACAGAACCAGAACUGGUCAGUUGCAGUUACACAUUACUUGGAAGCUACAAAGAUUUGGCCACACAGUGGAAACCCCCAAAAUCAGUUGGCAGUGUUGGCAACAUAUGUCGGUGAUGAGUUCCUAGCAUUGUACCACUGCAUAAGAAGCUUGGCUGUUAGGGAGCCUUUCCCGGAUGCAUGGAAUAACCUUAUUUUAUUGUUUGAAAGAAACAGGUCAUCCCACUUACAUUCCCUUUCUGCUGAGGCCCACUUUGAUUUCUUCAAUCCCUUUGAAAGUACUAUCCAGAUCAAAUCUCAAUCAACUAAUGAUCCAUCAAAUUGCAAGAUGGUACAAGCACAGGAUGAAGGCUUGAGGGGAAUGCAUUUAUGGCCUCUUUUCAUUAGAACAAUAAGUUUCUUCUUCAUAAAAUCCAGUUUGGAGGACUUCCCUUUUACUUUUGCUUCUACUAUAAAAGAGCUGGACGCAUUGAUGGCACUAGGCGAUGUACAAUUAAAAGCUGCAAUGGAAUCCUAUCAGCGUAUGGAUUCAGCAAGAAGCGGUCCCUUUCGGAAUCUUCAAGUUGUCUCUGUAUUUAUCUUUGUCAUUGAGAAUCUGAUAAGGAGCCCAGAAGCAAGAGAUUCAAAGAACAAGAAUGAUAUGCAUCAGUUUGAGUUGAUACGAGAGGCAUUGACUGCUACAUUCAUUUUCAUGGGACGCCUUGCUGAAAGAUGCUUGAAGGCAAAUGUCUUGGACUCUUGUCCCCUUUUACCAGCUUUACUUGUGUUUUCAGAGUGGCUGGAGAGCAUUCUUGAUGAAGCAGAAGUAUAUGGAUCUAAUGAAAAAAGUACAAGUGCUAUAUCUUAUUUUUUCGGUGUUUAUCUUGAACUUCUGAAGCGAUUUGAUAUUAACAAGGGUGAAGUCAAGCCUCCAUGCAGCAUUGCUCUGUGGGAAGACUAUGAGCUGAGGGGCUUCGCACCAUUAGCUUCUUCUCAUGUGUCAUUAGAUUUUUCAAGCCACUGGGGACAUGCAGACAGUUAUGAAUGUGGCACUGAAUGCCGUGCUCAACGCAUUAUUAAUGCUGCAAUCAAGAUAGCAGAAAGAUCAAAUGGUGAUCGGAAGUGGAUCUGCUAUGAUAAAUCUGGAAGAAAAUUUUAUGUACCAGAGUUGAAUAAAUUUGCAAACAAGAAAGAAACAGAUAAGGUGGAGUCCUGUGGUAAUGUGGAAGUGGAUGAUUCUGAUCAGCAUAUUCACAAAAUGACGGAGGGAUCUGAGAAGAUUGAGGAGAAACCAAAUAACUCUCAUGUAAUCAGCAAGUCUGUUGCUGUGGAGGAGGAAGAAGUCAUUCUCUUCAAGCCUCUCACAAGAUAUAAUUCUGCACCAAUUUAUAAUGGUAUUGCAGCUAAUGAUCAAACGACUCCAGAAGAUAAAUUGGACCAGAUAGUACCUGCUGAUGAAUGUUUGCGACGUGCGACUUCACUGCUAAUAGCACAAAACCAGGUCCAGGGUGAUUCUUCAGCAUUCCAUUCUGAUCUCACUAAUUUUAGGCGCAACAAGCCAUUGCAACAUCAGGAGCCUCUUGUAAAGGAUGCUGUAGCACACCCAUUUUCAGAAUUCUCUAUUUCUUCUUCUGGGCCUUUCUCUUUCAGCACCUCCAUCUCUGCCGGACCACCCUCACUCAAUGCUUGGGUCCUCAAUAGAGGAAGUUUGAGCAAUGAUAGAGCGAAAGGGCAAAGAGAGAUGAAUAAAAUGCGGCCUAUUGAGGAAAUAGCAUCUGCAUCACUUAAUGAUCUCUUCAUCAGUGAUGCUGAGAAUUCUGUCAUUAGUUUAGGGCAUGAAGCUGUUACCAUGCAUAACUCUUCUCCUGCUUAUUCAGCACCAUUGCCUUCUGCUCCACUCUUGCCUGAUUAUUCUAUUUGGUUUAAUGGCAUUCAAUCUACCUUCUCUGACUACAAUGGCUUGGGAAACAUCAACAGAACAAACAAUUUCUUUGAUGCAUCACAAGUGAGCAGCUAUUCAAAUUGGACAGGUUCUCAGCAGCCACUUGAUUAUGGUCUUGGUAUCCCUGGUUUGGUGGAUGGAUAUCCACCAUUGCGUCGAAUGACUUCAUCUGAAUGGCUUCGUCAAUACAGGGAAAAUCAUAAUCUUGAGCGGACCACAAGUCAAACAUGGCCAGUACAUUCAUAUGCUACUGUGAACUCAGGAAACCUCUAUGGUUAUGAUAUGUCCAGGUCUGGUCUUUUUGAUCAAUUUGGAGCUCCUUUGGCUACUAAUCCAUUGAUUUAUGAGGAGAGCCCACCGUUGCAUUCAGGUUUUCCUCCUGUUUAUGGCAAUGUUGACUACAGAAGGGACAAGCCCUAUCCUGGUUAUCAAAGACCAAGCCCUUAUGGGUGCGGUGCUGUGAAUGAGCCUGAGCCUCUUUUGCAGUUUCUUAAGGAGAAAGAAUGGCUGCUCCAGCAAGAUCCAACCUUGAGAGGUCCUGCAUAUAUGGGAAGUUGAAAUUUUCAUAUGACCAUAGAAUAUGAGCCUUUCACAUGGCUGCACAACUUUCAUUGGAACUUCAUUGCCACAAAAUGCUUAGGAGGCUUUAUUUAUUUUUUUUCAGCAUAUAGUAGGCCUUAAAUGGUCAUUUAUGUGGGUUUAUAACUUUAAAUGUCUGUUAAUGGGAUGUGUACAUAUGUUGUCUAAUAGAGUAUUUUCGUUGGAAAGAAGAGCUUAAGGAUGUCUAUAGAAAAAAUUUCUGCCGUUCUAA
Messenger RNA from Hevea brasiliensis (rubber tree), 3912 nucleotides. Its product is annotated as nonsense-mediated mRNA decay factor SMG7-like. Lineage: Eukaryota; Viridiplantae; Streptophyta; Magnoliopsida; Malpighiales; Euphorbiaceae. Gene Ontology annotation, biological process: nuclear-transcribed mRNA catabolic process, nonsense-mediated decay. Gene Ontology annotation, cellular component: telomerase holoenzyme complex. Bases 600 to 3659 code for a protein of 1019 amino acids. The transcript has 6 exons. The record is from RefSeq and is a predicted model, not a curated record. Gene Ontology annotation, molecular function: telomeric repeat DNA binding; telomerase RNA binding; protein binding.